GUCAUAUUUAGGACCCUUCCCUCCCGUCAAGGCUAGGUGACACUUUCUUUCUGGACCACACACUUAUCGGGACUGAUCCACAAGCCGGAAAAAAAGAAUGUGUCGCCGCCAGGAUAAUGCACAGGCUUGAAUUUUUGUGGCGCUGAGGCUCUGGCGAUUCCGGCUCCAACCAUUCGAUGCAUAUAUUUUACUACUACUACUUGGUUGACUUGAAGCAGAAUCCCUCUCCCUGCUGCCUUUGCUCGCUGUCAUGGAAACGACGUCAUGCUUCCUGGCCUCCAAAGCAUCGUCCGCCAGCAGGAGCACCGCGGUGCUGCCGCCCACCGCCCCCGGCUUCGCAAAGCCUAAGCCUUAUCUGCAGCUCCUUGGUAGCAGCCGCCGCCGUGCCUGCUGCGGCAGCAUCAGCGCGCGGGGGGCGCCGGAGGACGGCGCCGCGCCACCACCCAUCGGUCCCGACUGGCGCUCGUUCCGUGCGCAGCUCUACUUCAAAGAGCAGCUGCCAGCGGUACAGACCGGCGGCGACAGGUGGGCGCACCCUCUAGCGGAGCCCGAGAAGGGGUGUCUCUUGAUCGCCACGGAGAAGCUGGACGGCUCGCACAUCUUCGAGCGCACGGUGAUCCUGCUGCUGUCGUCGCCGUCGUCGCUGGGCCCCGUCGGCGUGAUCCUGAACCGCCCCUCGCUCAUGUCGAUCAAAGAGGCGUCAGGGUCCAUCUUCGCGGACGACGCCGACAUCGCGCGCGCCUUCGCGGGCCGGCCACUCUUCUUCGGCGGGCCGCUGGAGGAGUGCUUCUUCGUCAUAGGGCCCCGAGCGGCGGCCGGAGGCGGAGGCGACGACGCGGUGGCGCGGACGGGGCUGUUCGAGGAGGUGAUGCCCGGCCUCCACUACGGCACGCGGGAGACGGUCGGGUGCGCGGCGGAGCUGGCCAAGCGCGGCGUGGUGGGCGUCCGGGACUUCCGCUUCUUCGACGGCUUCUGCGGGUGGGAGCGCGAGCAGCUGCGCGACGAGGUGCGCGCGGGGCUCUGGCAUGUCGCGGCCUGCAGCGCCGCCGUGCUGGAGCUCGCCACCGUCGUCAAGGGCGGGCUCUGGGAGGAGGUGCAGGGGCUCGUCGGGGAGAGGAGGCUCUGGUGACGACCUCACUCUCACUGCUGCCGUGGGGCGUUCAAUCUUCAAUGUAAUUAUUAUGAGAUCGAUCGAUCGAUCGACUUGCAAGUCAAACCAAUGCAUCCAUCCAUUUCGAAAACAUUCUGCGUCGGGCAUUUAUUGUUUUUUUUUCUCUCUCUCGUUGCAAUACAACGCAUCAUAGGCAUGAUCAACAAACUAAUAAAAAAAUCACCCGUCAAAAUUGGAAUUAUGUUAUUAUCAAACUAAGGAUUCGCUAGAAUGUUAUUAUGAGAACACGCUUCGUUAUUACGUCAUUCUCAAACACUGGCUUAUAGAUAAAAUGCUAUUUAUGGGUUAUUUGAUAAAAUAUAAAUUGAUUAGAUUGUUUUACCCCUAAACUAAAACAGCUACUCUCAUCUGCUCUCUGGACAUCCUGACGGCUCAACUUUGUUUUCUUUUCUGUCUCUCGCUCGUUUUCUUUUCUGUCUCCUCCUCUCUGCUCCUCCUCUCUGCCUCGCUCCCUGGACGACCGACGGCGCACAGCGCCCGCCUCCCUACGGCGAGCUCCACCACGGCGAGCUCCACCGACGUUGGUCGGCUCCAUACGAUCGCGGAGGUGCUUGCCAUCCUCGACUCCCAGGGCUUCGGCCGCCUCUCCGACGCCGCGGACGAUUCAGGCUCAGAGUACGAGGCCGACACGAGCGAUCCCAAUGCCGGUGAGAGGAACGGAGGCGGCGGGAAUGCAGCGGAGGACGCGCUGACGGGGUCGGAGCUGGGAGCCCCGGCGGUGGCGGCUGCUGCUGCCUCUGCUGCUCAGGCCGGGGGCUUGUCGUGGAGGGGCCAUGCCGCGAGCCCCAAAUGCGAGAGGCGGCGGCCGCAGCACCAACAGCACAUGGGCAGGCAACUAAGGCAGAGGCACGGCCACGGCCAUAGGAGGGGUUACUUUUACUGCCGCGCUGCGGAUUCGUCGCCCAAGUACCACCCAGGGCAGUCUUGCCGGAAGAUCAAGAGGAAGGAGCUGAGAUCUCAGACAGAAGAAGAGGAGGGCAACACAGAAGAAGUGGAGGGCAACGACAAUGCAGUGGAGAACACGGAGGAUGGACAGGAGAGAUCAGAUUGUACUGUUUGCACUGAUCUACCGGCUGAUGUUGAUGGCGAGGUGAACCAAGAUGGGCAUGGCUCUUCUAGUAAUGGAAGAGUGGAGGGUCGUGAUGAUCUUGCCAUGGUAUAUCAGAAGGAUGGGGAGAUGGAGAGGGUACUCGAGAAGCAGGCUGAGCUAAUUGGACAGUUCAAGGCUCAAGAAAAUGCUCAGAGGGAGUGGGAGGAGAAAUUCAGCCUGAGGCGUGAUUCAGUUAUGGAUAAUGUUAACUUAUUAAACAACAAGCUAAAUCAGGCUGAAAAUGCUUGUGAGAGGAGGGAAACUGCUCGGGAGAGCGAGGCAGAGAGGAGGAGCAGAGAGGAGGAGAUAUAAAAGAAAACGAGCGAGAGACAUAAAAGAAAACGAAGUUGAGCUGUCAUGAUGUCCAGAGAGCAGAGGAGAGUAGCUGUUUUAGUUUAUGGGUAAAACAGUCCAAUCAGUUGAUAUUUUGUCAAAUAACCCCCUAAAUGGUAUUUUAUCAGUAAGUCAAUGUUUGAGAAUGACGUAAUAACGAAGCAUGUUCUCA
Molecule: messenger RNA, 2766 nt
Organism: Zea mays
Lineage: Eukaryota; Viridiplantae; Streptophyta; Magnoliopsida; Poales; Poaceae
Exons: 4
Coding region: 251-1129 (292 amino acids)
Source: RefSeq, a predicted model, not a curated record